AUGGAAUCAGAUUCUGAGAGCAGAGAUGACCUUGUGCCUGGAACAUCAAGUAAGUCAGAAGAGGCAAAAUUGGCAGACCCUGGGAGUUGCAGUGACUGUGCCAUAGGAGAUGUGCCUCCUUGCCCUGAAGACUGGGAAAAUCUGAGAUCCGACAAAGAAACCCCAAAGAAAACAUUAUGUGGCUAUUUAAACAAAAUUUCUGCUAAAGCACCAAUCAAGACCUGGAAGUCACGCUGGUUCUUCUAUGAUGAAAACAAAUGCCACUUACUUUACUACAGGACAGCACAAGACAUUAACCCUUUGGGGAGCAUAGACAUUUCCAGCGCUAGCUUUGAUUUUCAGGUGGGAGCGGAUGAAGGUGUUUUUGAAAUCAGGACUCCCAGCAAGGACUUUGUCCUUAAGGCUGUCAACAAACAGGCCAUGAUGUACUGGUUGCAACAGCUGCAGAUGAAACGCUGGGAGUUCUGUAAUAGCCAGACUAGGACUUUUGUGGAGGAGGACGCUGUUUCCCCCUUUUCUGUGAAUGAGGCCCAGCUUAACGAUACUGAGGCAGAACAUGAAUUUUUACCCCCUGUGAAAACGCCCACUGACGUAGUUGGCAUAAAGGCAGCCUCUCUACCAGCACCGCAGACGUCUAUUGUUCUUCAAAACAUCUCCCUCAAGCAUCCCUGGAUUGAAAUACAAAACACGGUGCAUAAUCUUUGUGGCAGCUGGCAGAACCGAAGGGACAGUGGUAUGUUUUUGGGCAUCCAAGAUAAUCUUGAAAAUGUAGCUGAUGAAGAGCACGCAGAAGCAGAGGGUGCAGUGACGGCAGAUUUGCAAAAAGACACAAGGAUGAGGCUAAAACCGCCACUGGCGAGAAUAAACCAAAAGAUGAACAGCAGUUUUCGUUGCUUUGCUGAAGGGGCAGGACAGGAGAAAAUAGCUUCUCUAAAGCACCAAAUUCUGGUUCUUGAAGAAGAUGUGAAAUCUCAGAAGGAACUGGUUAAACUUCUCCACAAAACUCUGGAGGCAGCCCAGCAAGAGAAACGAGAGUCCUGCCGGUAUCUGGCCACACCGAAGGAGAAAGACAGGUUGGAAUUGGUGCGGCACAAAGAGAGGCAGAUUGCCGAGCUGAAGAAACAGGUGGGAGCACUGGACAUGGAGGGGAAAGAACUGGAGCAGGGCCUUGCUAAGAAGGAGGAGCACAUCAGCGAGCUGAAGGCGCAUGUGCAGCUCUUGAUGGACAAGAACCAGGCCAAGCAACAAGUCAUUCUGAAGCUGACAGAGCAACUUAGCAGCAGCACGCCUAACUCUGUUACGGAGGCUGAUGUCAUUGCCACAGAGACCUUGUACAAGCAGCAGGAAGAGAUUGAACACUUAAAGGAUGACCUGGAAGCAUACAAGACUCAGAACCAAUUUCUAAACUCUGAAAUCCACCAAGUUACUAAAAUCUGGAGCACAGUGGCGCAGAGAGAGAAGACACUCCUCAUGAAGUGUGCCCAUCUGCAAGCCCAUAAUUGCCAGAUUGAAAGCAAGUACCUGAUGCUGCUGCAGAAGCUGCAAGGCCUACCAGACUUGGCCAGUGAGCAUGUGGAAAUGGUGAAAGGCCUCAUACAAGAGGCACUUCAGUGGGGUGUGAAGGAGGAACCCAUGAUUCCUACUCAACUGAGCCCAAUCAAUCAGUAUGAUGACUAUGGGUUUAUGACAGUUCCUGAUUAUGAGGCUGCAGACUGGAAGCUUCUGGCAAAAAUCCAGGCCCUCGAAAUCAAAUCCAGUAAUCUUUUGAACCAUGAGGCCAGGGAGAAACCCCUCUCUGAGCGCUGGAAUAACCUCGGAGAACUGACUCCUUCCUUGGAGUUAAAGAGCUUGCUGCGCAGUGGCGUCCCAGUAGAGCACCGCCAGAGGGUGUGGAGAUGGAUCGUGAGCCAUCGGGUGCAGCACAUCCGCUCUGUUGGCCACUACCAAAGCUUGCUCAAGAAGUGCGAAGCUGCUGAGCACCCAGCUUCCCGACAGAUCGAGCUGGAUCUGCCCCGCACGCUGACCAACAAUAGACACUUUAUGUCACCCACCUCCCAGUUUGUGCCCAAAUUACGACGGGUUUUACUUGCAUUUUCCCGACAAAAUCCCAGCAUUGGUUAUUGCCAAGGAUUGAACAGACUAGCAGCCAUUGCACUGUUGGUCCUAGAAGAGGAAGAAAAUGCUUUCUGGUGCCUCGUUCAUAUAACUGAUAACCUAAUGCCUCCAGAUUACUACAGCAACACACUAAUAGGCUCACAAGUGGAUCAAAGAGUCUUCAAAGACUUCUUGUCAGAGAAGCUUCCCAGGCUGACAGCUCACCUGGAGCAGCACCGAAUUGACCUGGCACUUGUGACCUUCAAUUGGUUCCUGGUUGUAUUUGUUGACAGUCUUGUCAGUGAUAUUCUCUUCAGAGUUUGGGAUGCCUUUCUCUAUGAAGGCACAAAGGUGAUAUUCCGUUAUGCUCUGGCAAUUUUUAAAUACAAUGAAGAAGCGAUUCUAAGGAUCCAGGACAGCCUGGAAAUUUACCAGUACCUUCGUUUUUUCACCAAAACUAUCUGUGAUGGCAGGAAGCUGAUGAAUAUUGCCUUCAGUGACAUGAAUCCAUUUCCCAUGAAGCUCCUCCAGAAUCGGCGUGGAGUGUAUAGAUUAAAACUGGAGGGCGAGCUGAAAGAACUGGAGCAGAUAAAAGCCCAGUAUGUGAGGGAACAAGCAGAACACACACCCAGUCAGCUGGAUGGAGCCGUGAGCGAAGAUGAAGAAGAGAUAUAAAACUCCUGCUCCUUCUUUUCAGUUUGUCUUCAAACAUUACCCUUCACUUCCUUUGGAACAAAAAGGUGACCGUUGUUUGUACAGUCACA
This is a messenger RNA of Elgaria multicarinata webbii, 2858 nucleotides long. It is a transcript of the gene TBC1D2, whose product is annotated as TBC1 domain family member 2. The transcript has 13 exons. The coding region runs from base 1 to 2769 and encodes 922 amino acids. The record is from RefSeq and is a predicted model, not a curated record. NCBI's taxonomy places the organism in Eukaryota, Metazoa, Chordata, Lepidosauria, Squamata, Anguidae.